AACAGCCGCAUGUUACUCAGGCCGUAGAUCGUCACCCGUGUCCUCUGUACGUAUUUGACUUCCAGUCAACAGACACAAACAUUGUAAAACUGCGGCGGGAAGGUUAUAAACAUGAGCGGAAAAUACGACCUCGCUGAGCUUUUUGGGACGAAUGUACUUGACCAGCAUAAGAACAAAGUAGACGUGUCAUUCUUCACUGGCGAGGGGAAAUACGUUGGAAUCUACUUCUCUGCCCACUGGUGCCCGCCAUGCCGGGGCUUCACACCGGCCCUGGCUCAGUUCUACAACACAAUGAAGAAAAGCGGUCAAUUGGAGAUUGUCUUCGUCAGCUCGGACAGGGAUCAAGCUAGUUUCGAUAACUACUAUAAAGAAAUGCCAUGGCUCGCAUUAUCAUUCGAGGAUAGAGAAAUGAAGGCAAAACUGUGCCAAACAUUUGAGGUGACAGGGAUUCCCUGCUUCGUGUUGAUGGACGGCAGUACAGGGAAACUAAUCACUAAGGACGGUCGUUCGCAUGUGGCGAGUGACCCGGAAGGUGCUAACUUCCCAUGGAAACAAUAGCUAACUGUAUUCAGUGUCUUACCUGUCACUUUAAAGGAAGAUGCAACAUACACUUCUUUAACAUUUUAAUGGGCUUUACAUAAAGAACCUAUUCACAAAAGAGGGAGCUAGGAUUUUGCAUGGAGACUAUUUUAUUCAGCUACAGCUGCAAAAGCAGAUAAUUUUUUUCAAUUACAUUUAUUCGCCGAAAUGUUUUUAAAAACCCCCAAAACAAACCUUUAGAACACUGUCUUAAAAAAACCCAACACAUCUUGCAACAAUGUAUUUUUGUAUGUCAGAUAAUUUCCUUUUUCAGACGUCUGAAGACUAAUUUCUUUCAAGCAUCAACUUGGACAUUUAUUUUUUUCUACAAAAUACCCCCCCCCCCCCCCCCCCACCCCCUUAUUCUUCGUCUGAAUAUUGGUGGAGGCUUUGCUGGUGGAUAUCUCGUUAAAGAGAAUAUGUACAUUUUAUUUACACAUUUUACAAUUGUUACUAAUUCUGUAAGUUGAUAGUGUGUUAUAUACAUGUAUUAUUUUGCCUGAAUAACAGUUACCUAUGCCCUCUUUGAACUUUGGGGUUCGGGGUAGCCUAGUGGUUAAAGCGUUCGCACUUAACGACGAAGACCCGGGUUCGAUUCCCGACAAAGGUACAAAGUGUGAAGCCCAUUUCUGGUGUCCCCCGCCGCGAUAUUGGUGGAAUAUUGCUAAAAGCUGUGUACAACCAUACUCUUUCACUCACUCUUUGAACUUUGGUACAUUUUAUAUUUUCUGUACAUUUCUUGAUACUCACCUUAUGAACAGAUACAUUCCUAUGUUUUAAAGAUGUAACUUUAAUAAAAUUUGAAAUGUUU
This is a messenger RNA of Haliotis rufescens (red abalone), 1390 nucleotides long. Its product is annotated as nucleoredoxin-like. The record is from RefSeq and is a predicted model, not a curated record. The transcript is spliced from 3 exons. Bases 112 to 558 code for a protein of 148 amino acids. NCBI's taxonomy places the organism in Eukaryota, Metazoa, Mollusca, Gastropoda, Lepetellida, Haliotidae.